Molecule: messenger RNA, 642 nt
Organism: Antechinus flavipes (yellow-footed antechinus)
Lineage: Eukaryota; Metazoa; Chordata; Mammalia; Dasyuromorphia; Dasyuridae
Product: prostate and testis expressed protein 2-like
Exons: 3
Coding region: 3-413 (136 amino acids)
Source: RefSeq, a predicted model, not a curated record
AAAUGCCCUCUGGUCACUGUACCAUCAAGUUCCUCCACUCAACUGUCUCAAACCAGAUUAGACAUAAGAUGAACAAGCUGUUUCUCCUGAGUUUUUCUCUUCUCUGCCUCUUAAACUAUGGAGAACCAGAGUUCUUUAUGGACAAAGAAGAGAAUUUCCUGCUGUGUGCUGUCUGUGAAAGAUUUAGAAGAGGCGUCUGUUACGAGGGUAACAAUUUCUGUAUUUCAAAGAGCGAAAAAGGAUGCAGAAGUCAGUCUUACUAUAGCUACUCAGAAAAUGGGGGGGAAUAUACACAUUCUGUACUGGACUGUGCUGAAAUCUGUGGGAAGUCUAUACAGAGAUACCCUGGAAAAUAUGUGUUGAAUCGUUGCUGCGGAGAAAACAACUGCAACAAAAAAAUUUCACUUGCAUGACUAUUUAGUAGAUGUAACAAUACUCUCUACUCUCUUCUACAGCAGUAAUAACUGUUGUCCCCUCUUUCCCUCCAUAUCCCAGCAUGCUAUUCCCUCACCCAUCAGACAUUCCUGGCAACAUGUAGACUUGCUCUUACUUAGUCCCAGGGCGGUCUUUGUGAUCAAGGGUCAGAUGUGUGUGUAUAUGUGUAUGUGUGUAAAUCUUUAAUUAAAUGGAAAAUCUCUAAAA